AUGCUGAAAUUCCUCUGUCUAUUCAAAGUGCGCAUCGUGCUGCUAUGUCUUUUAUGGUAUUCGAUCAGCUCGGCCAGCUCUAUCACUAAUAAGAUGUUACUCCAGGAAUACCCCUAUCCAAUGACUGUCGGGUUGUCGGCCUUGAUGUGCAUACCAAUCUGCGCGGCGCCACUUUUGAGAGUUUGGGAAAAGCGACGCGUAACACUUGGCUCUUUCCACUUCACUCGAAUGCUGGUCCCGAUCUCGUUUGGUAGAGCAUUAGCGGUCGCGUCGGCAUACUUUAGCCUCUACAAAAUGCCGGUAUCCUACACUCACACAGUAAAAGCAACGAUGCCGUUAUUUGCCGUUUUUCUCGGAAGGGUCUUCCUGAAGGAGCGACAAAGUAUGGCGGUGUACUGCUCUCUACUUCCAAUUGUAGCUGGUGUUAUAAUAGCUUCUGCCACCGAACUAUCAUUUUCGGGAAUCGGCCUGAUGGCGGCGUUAUUCUCAACUUUCAUGUAUUCGCUGUUGAACAUUCUCGUUAAAAAGAUUCUCCGCGAAACCGAGAUCCACCCAAUCCGCCUCCUAUCGCUCAAUUCCCAGCUGGCAGCGCUGUUCUAUUUCCCGGGCUGGUUCUAUGAAGAUGCGCUCUCCAUGAUAUCGGCCAUGAUGUCGGAAGGCCCGUCUACAGUACCAGUACCCGAUCUGAAAAUGCUCUACCUCCUGUUCCUGUCUGGAGUCCUGGCUUUCGCGCAAAGCGUCUGCUCCUACACGCUCAUCCACGAGCUGACGGCGUUGAGCUACGCGGUUUGCAACACGGCCAAGCGGAUAACGGUCAUCACGGCUUCCCUAUUGACGCUACACAACCCGGUGACGGGCCCCAACAUUUUUGGAAUGUCGUUGGCCAUCGUGGGCGUAUUUGCGUAUAAUAGGGCCAAACAAGGCCACAAAGAAGAGAAGCACACGUUGCCGAUGACAAGGACCCACACGACGCUCAGCGACGCUUGUCUCGUGGCGAUGGACACGAAAUCGAUGAAUGGGUACAAACCGGCAAAGCCUUGGUUAAUCGUUUCUUGUCAACGGCGGGAGCCGGCCAUCACCAGCGGGUCUCGACUGGCUGCCGAGCUGGACUGGAAUGCUGCUUCAGAGCUUCGCGAGCGUAACGUCGACGAUUUCAACUUCCACAAUAGAGACAGGAGAAGCGGCAAAUUCGCC
Messenger RNA from Mesorhabditis spiculigera, 1194 nucleotides. The record is from the annotation of a GenBank genome assembly. NCBI's taxonomy places the organism in Eukaryota, Metazoa, Nematoda, Chromadorea, Rhabditida, Rhabditidae.